GCAAUCUCUCGGGCUUUGAAUUGAAGCCCCGUAGAACACCACCUGUCUCAUCAGGGCGUUGAUACUGAAGAUACACCUGUCCCCUUCAGAGUAAACUCAAGAUACUAAGUUCGCUUAGUGACUCCCUGCCUUGCAAAAAGUUUCCCCUGUCUUAGUAGUCUCCCCUCAUCCUCUCGUCCUCGAGCCAUGGCGCGGAGCCGCAAGUCGCGCAAGGGGAAGAAGGAGUGGCGGCGCAACAUCAGCACAGCGGACCACGACAAGUUCCUCGAGGCGAAGGGCCGCGAGGAGCGCAGCGGCGGGCUGCUCGACGCCGUUCCCUCGGAAAACAUAUUCUUCGUCGAUAAGUCUAAAGUUGCGCCGAAGGAGCGCAAGGUGGACAAGUGGCGCGCGCGCGAGUCGCACGCGGACGCCAUCCUCAAGCGUAGCUCGCUCGUUCCGCCGCUUGCUGCCCCGGCGCACGCCAAAAGCGCCGCUAACCCCGCGGGUAAACCCGCGGAUAAACUCGCGGAUAAAGCCGCCGGUAAACCCGCUGUGGAGGUCUCGGUCACCCCACCAGCGGCAGCUGCGGGGGAUGGGGGCGGGGAAGGGGGAGCGGGGGGAGGGAGUGCGGACGACGCCAGUGGAAGAAAUGUGAUUGCAGCAGCGAGUGGGGCGGAUGCCAGUGCUGGGUUGAGUGGGGGAGGGGAGACGGCUGUAGCUUUGACUAGUGGUGCUGAUUCGGAUAAGACAAAAGCAGUUGUAGCGGCGGUUGGUCCAGGGAUCGCGGGAGGAAACCGACGCGCCAAGAAGGCACGGAAGAGCUCCCAGAAGCCGCUUUUCGACCUCUGGGCCGAGGAAGAUUUAGCAGGAAAUCCGCGCACUGCUGGCAAGGGCAAGGCGGAAGGAGGAGGAGGGCAGGUGGUGGAGCGAGUGAGGAGGCGAGGCGACGGGAAGAUGAUCGGCGGCAAGGAGGACCUGAACAAGCCGGGCGCUGCCAUCCCUGCAGUCGAGAUUGACGCGCCUGGGUGCUCCUUCAACCCCUCGAUAGAGGAACACCAGGACGCCAUAGCCGUGGCUGUGGCGGAUGAACUCAAGGAGAGCUACCAGGCAGCGCUGGCGCCAACGCCCCCUCAGCUGCUGGUGACUCGCGCCGAGGAGGAGGAAGCAAGGAUGCAGGAGGCCGCGGACUUCUUUCUGACUCAAGCAGAAGAAGAUGACGAGGAGGAGGAGGAGGAAGAAGAAGGGGAAGACGGGGAUGGCAACACUGCUGCUGCCACAAAGCACAAAGUCCCUCGCCGCCUGACCAAGGCAGACCUGAAUCGGCGCAUGCGGCACCGGCUGGUGGAAGCAGAGCUUGAGAAGCGGAGGAAGCUGAAGCGGAUGCGGAAAGACUUAGACCGACUGAAGGACCUCAAGAGAGAGAUGGAGGAGGAGCGGGAGGAGGCGGAGAAGAGGCGCGUGAGGAGGGAGAUCGCGAGACUGGAGUUCCGAAUGAAACGAGCGCCCCGGCUGGGCAGGCACAAGUUCAAGCCAGAGCCAAUGAAUGUUUUGACAUCGGACCAAGUCACUGGCUCCCUCAGGCAACUCAAGGGCUCGUUCACUCUGGUGCGCGACCGCUUCAAGAGCUUCCAGAAGCGAGGGAUGAUUGAGACGCACGGCCCCACCAUUAAGCAGUCGCUAUCAAGGAAAAGGAGAGUUGUGGAGCAGGGGAGCCAGGGGCGAGGGAGAGGGAGAUGCAUGCCGAGAUUCAAGCGAUGCGAGCAGCAAGCAGGAGACGAAGAAGGCUGCUGCAAAAGAGGCCAUGGCAUCGAGUAACUUGGAAUUGUGAUCAUGUUUGAGUGUUUCGAGGCGCCUUAGAAGGAGAGAUUGGCCUUGCAAUGCAAGCGUAGAGUCGAGGCAGGAUUGUGAUACGCAACCUUUUCUGGCACCUAGAAACGGAGAUGUAAGCAAGUGCAAUGAAUACGCAUGGAUUUUUGCUCGCUUGCAAUGCAUGGUCUCAUUUGCUUUCCAUCAUACCAAUGCCAUCA
This is a messenger RNA of Closterium sp. NIES-67, 2006 nucleotides long. NCBI's taxonomy places the organism in Eukaryota, Viridiplantae, Streptophyta, Zygnematophyceae, Desmidiales, Closteriaceae. The record is from the annotation of a GenBank genome assembly.